Molecule: messenger RNA, 762 nt
Organism: Sarcophilus harrisii (Tasmanian devil)
Lineage: Eukaryota; Metazoa; Chordata; Mammalia; Dasyuromorphia; Dasyuridae
Gene: SWI5
Product: SWI5 homologous recombination repair protein
Exons: 4
Biological process (GO): double-strand break repair via homologous recombination
Cellular component (GO): Swi5-Swi2 complex; Swi5-Sfr1 complex
Source: RefSeq, a predicted model, not a curated record
AGAAACCCUCGGGAGGGGAGCCCAGAACCCCGGGCCUCCGGAGGGCCCGACUGGGACUCCCCAAACGCCAUUCAGCGGCUUUUCGAUCCCCUAGGCUAUGUUGUAUCUGAGCUGGAGGACCACAUUUCCCUGCUUCAUGAAUACAAUGACAUUAAAGAUGUGGGCCAGAUGUUAAUGGGAAAAUUAGCCAGGAUCAGAGGUGUGACCACCAAGGAGCUGUAUCCUGAAUUUGAUCUGGAUAUGAAUGACUAAACAGAAAGAUGGAUUCACCUGCACCCUCCCUAUCCAGGGUUAGGUGAAAAGACCCAAGGAAAGCAUGAAGAAACCUACAAGACUUCUAAGUGAGGCCACCAAAGCAGAGAAAGUAUUCUUAAGUGCUUUUCUAGAAAAGCUAGACUCAUUUAGAAGGAAACAUGGGUAUGUGGGCAUUAAGGGAGCAAAUCAGAAUUCUCAGUUCUACAAUGCUCUUAAUUCUGAGUAUUUUAGGGAAUCUAUCAGUAGCAUCCUUAAGUAUACAUUAUAUUUAAAAAAUCAUUUUUCUCAUCCAUAGUUUUGGAAUUCUUAUUAAUUUGUAUGAUGCUUCUUGUAUCUUCAAACUCAUAAGAACAGUUUGGGACUUGAAGGUAAUUUGUCUCCCUUUUCGAGUUACCAUUUGCAUGUAAUUUUCCAGUCUUGAAAGACAAAAGUUUUACUGUUUUUUAUGCUGUGUUACUUAUCAUUUAUUCAUUAUAAUAGCAAAAUUAAAGUGAAAUCACUACCCUC